This is a messenger RNA of Corythoichthys intestinalis (scribbled pipefish), 2401 nucleotides long. RefSeq names its product leucine-rich repeat LGI family member 2-like. Bases 150 to 1775 code for a protein of 541 amino acids. Gene Ontology annotation, molecular function: protein binding. The transcript has 8 exons. NCBI's taxonomy places the organism in Eukaryota, Metazoa, Chordata, Actinopteri, Syngnathiformes, Syngnathidae. The record is from RefSeq and is a predicted model, not a curated record. Gene Ontology annotation, biological process: inhibitory synapse assembly.
ACAGGAGUGUCCGCUGCUGCUGCAUUCUGGAUGUCGCCCUAGCGGAUAAACGGCGGCUGGUAAAGCAAGCUGAAGCUGCUCCUAUUUUUCCUGUCAAUCCAACAAUAACAACAGCAGCGUCUACUACCAGGAGUUAAGUGACGACCACCAUGCACAGGGUUCUACUCUUCUUAUUUGCGCUGCUUUGCAUUUGCAGCGCCAACAAAUGGAAAAGGGGUUUUAAAUGUCCUUCAGGAUGUUCGUGCACGAAAGAAACCAUCAUGUGUGUCGGCACCUCUCACGUCCCGCGCACUGUGCCGAGUGACGUCAACUCGCUGAGCAUAGUAAACGGCUCCAUUGCAGAAAUCCCAGAGGGGAUGUUUUCACUAAUGCCAUCCCUGCAGCUACUGCUUCUAAAUGCAAACUCUUUGACAACAAUUAAAGACGAUGCUUUCCAUGGUCUUCCGCAUUUGGAAUAUUUGUUCAUUGAAGGGAAUAAGAUUGAAACCAUCUCCAAAAAGGCCUUCCGCGGACUGCGGGAUCUAACGCAUCUAUCCCUCGCCAAUAACAAAAUGGUAUCCCUGCCAAGAGAUCUCUUUUUUGACUUGGAUUCAUUGCUAGAACUAGAUUUGCGAGGCAAUGCUUUCCAGUGCAACUGUGAGAACAAGUGGCUAAUGACGUGGCUGAAAAACACCAAUGCCACAGUGUCAGACGUCUUCUGUGCAGGCCCUAGUGACAUGAAGGGCAAACGUCUCAAUGACAUCCCCAUCGGAGAAGGCCAGUGCAUGUCUACAGACUUUGUGCGUCACCAAUCCAUUCCCAUUCAGUCCAUGUCGGCAGAUAUCUUCUCCUUUAAGGAGGACAUCUAUGUGGCAAUGGCUGCACCCAACUCCAACAGCUGUGUGGUCAUGGAGUGGGAUCACAUCGAAAUGAAUUUCAGAAAAUUUGACAACAUCACAGGGAAAUCCGUCGUUGGAUGCAAGUCGGUUCUGGUCGACGAACACGUGUUGAUCAUCGUCACACAGCUCUUCGGGGGCUCCCACAUUUACAGGUUUGAUGAUCAGCAGAACAAGUUCACCAAGUUUCAAACCAUCGAGGUGCUCAACAUUUCCAAACCCAAUGACAUUGAAGUCUUCCGCAUGGAUGGUGAGUGGUACUUUGUGAUAGUAGAUAGCUCCAAAGCAGGCCUGUCUACCCUUUACAAGUGGACCGAACAACCAGAUCAAAACCAAACUGGGUUCUAUACCUAUCAGUUCCUCCAUGAGUGGUUUCGUGAUACGGAUGCAGAGUAUGUUGAAAUGGAUGGGAAAUCAUACCUUAUUUUAGCCAGUCGCUCACAAUCGCCCGUUAUUUAUUUAUGGAACAAGAGUACCUUAAAGUUCAUGCUUCACAAUGAAUUCCCCAAUGCCGAUGACGUGGUAGCGGUCAAAUCCUUCAGAUUGGAAAACGAAUUGUAUCUGGCUAUGACUUGCUACAUUGGUGACUCCAAAAUACUUAAGUGGACCAGUAAACAGUUCACGGAGAUGCAAGCUCUUCCCUCUCGAGGAGCAAUGGUCCUACAGCCUUUAUCCUUCUCAAACAGACACUACCUGGCUCUCGGCAGCGAUUACUCCUUCACACAAAUCUACCUCUGGGACACAGAGACCAAAACCUUCCAGAAGUUUAAGGACAUUUACGUGCAAUCCCCACGCUCCUUUUCCCCAGUAACAACUGACCGCAGGAACUUCAUCUUCUCUUCCAGCUUUAAGGGCAAAUCAAUGGUUUUUGAGCAUGUUGUGGUAGAUUUAAGCUUAUAAGGCAAAAUAUCAAGACUGUGUCUCAAUCCAAUAGUAUACUGAAUGUGAGACUAGAAUACUGUGUGAGAUAACUAAUGCUCAAUAACGUGAAAGUAUUGCUGAGCUAUGGUAGAUUUCGAAAGGAAUUCUACAGUAAGAAUCUAAAUUUCUUAUUGCUUUUAACAAGCUUAUCGGUUCCUUGCAUCAGUGUGCGAAUGUUAAUACAAUACAAUACAUUGCUCUGGAUGUACAGUAUAUACUGCUCAGCUUUCAAUGUAACUCAAUAACACAAAACCUUGCAAAAACUUAAAGUCAUGUUUUUGCACUUUGGCAGAUUAACAUGUUGUAUUCGAUUUGUAUACUCUGCUGGAAUGUAGUCGUCCGGUAACUGGACCAGUCUUAACGUGCAUGAUGUUGUUUUUCUUUAUCCACUUUGGGACAGCGGAAUGUAUGAGUUUCAUGUUAACUAAGUAAAGCUCAACACACAUUUUACGACCUAUGCAAAAAUGAAAAUUACAAGUCUAUGCGCCUGCAAAAACACUUUUCAUGGUCCUUUUGGCGUUAUUGUAGGUUACAAGACAGUAUGAUUUAUUUUAGACAAGCUCUUUACUUAAUCAACAGAAAUGUGCCUGUGUGUUAUCUGCAUU